Neomonachus schauinslandi (Hawaiian monk seal) is the source of this 600-nucleotide messenger RNA. RefSeq names its product interleukin 11 (gene IL11). Bases 1 to 600 code for a protein of 199 amino acids. Gene Ontology annotation, biological process: positive regulation of MAPK cascade; positive regulation of cell population proliferation. Gene Ontology annotation, cellular component: cytoplasm. The record is from RefSeq and is a predicted model, not a curated record. Lineage: Eukaryota; Metazoa; Chordata; Mammalia; Carnivora; Phocidae. Gene Ontology annotation, molecular function: growth factor activity; cytokine activity. The transcript is spliced from 5 exons.
AUGAACAGUGUUUGCUGCCUGGUCCUGGUCGCCCUGAGCCUGUGGCCAGAUAGAGCUGCCGCCCCGGGGCCACCUCCUGGCCCCCCGCGGGCCUCCCCAGACCCUCGGGCUGAGCUGGACAGCGCCGUCCUCCUGACCCGCUCCCUCCUGGCGGACACUCGGCAGCUUGCGGCGCAGCUGAGAGACAAAUUUCCAGCCGACGGAGACCACAACCUGGACUCUCUUCCCACCCUGGCCAUGAGUGCAGGGGCGCUGGGAGCCCUACAACUCCCAGGUGUGCUGACUCGGCUGCGAGCGGACCUGCUUUCCUACCUGCGCCAUGUGCAGUGGCUGCGCCGGGCCGGGGGCCCUUCCCUGCGGACCCUGGAGCCGGAGCUGGGUGCCCUGCAGGCCCGGCUGGACCGCCUGCUUCGCCGGCUGCAGCUCCUGAUGUCCCGCCUGGCCUUACCCCAAGCACCCCCAGACCCACCAGCUCCCCCGCUGGCCCCCCCGGCCUCUGCCUGGGGAGGCAUCAGGGCAGCCCAUGCCAUUCUUGGGGGGCUGCACCUGACCCUUGACUGGGCCGUGCGGGGCUUGCUGCUGCUGAAGACUCGGCUGUGA